AUGCCAAACAUCACUCUGAAUACCGGUGUCCUUGGUGAACCGAUUGAUAAACGUCAAUAUGGAGGUAAUGGACUGAAGUUUGUUGUGAUAUAUGCAGAAAGUAUUCGAAGGCACCGAUUAUUUAAUGAUUUCAAGAGGGAAGUAAUAGAUGUAGCUUUUCGAUUCUGGGAGAGAGCAUUGAGUGUCAGAAGACCACCAAACAGAAAGCUGCUUGCAGAAAGAGGAUGUGUUGAACAAUCAUUCUUCCGAGAUUUAACAACGGGUAAAAUAUUUUGUAAAUCACAAUGUAAACCAAAAGCUACAUGCUACAACCAUCCAAUUCCAGAUGAAUAUGCUUCCGGAUGCUCUGUAGGAUCUGGUGUUGGAUCUCUCAGAGAAGUUUAUCGAGAUGGUCCAGGAUUUGCACCAAAUCAAUAUGUUGUUUUUGUCUCAAGUGUGAAUGAACAUGGUUGCUUAUCAGGUAGAACAUUGGCUUAUGCUGGUGCAUGUGAAACGCACCCUACAACUGACAGACCAAUUAUGGGAAUGAUCAACUUCUGUCCAGAAAAGAUGGAAAUAGAAGAAUCAGGAAGAACUAUGAUGCUUGGUACAGCUAUUCAUGAAAUGGCUCAUGCUUUGGGAUUCUCUAAGUCGAAUUACGCUUUGAUGCGUGAUCGAGAUGGCAGACCAUUAACACCAAGAGAUCCCAGAACAGGUAAACCACCAUUGAAUCCUCAAAGGCAGUAUGAUCCAAGUGAGAUUACUGUUAAACGAAUUGCUCGUCCCUGGCUUACAGCGGCUGGAUCUUUUAUAAAAACUUUCUCAUCAUUUGUUACACCGACAUUACUGGCGGUAGGACGCAAACAUUAUAACUGCCCUAACCUGGAUGGGAUCGAUAUAGAGAAUGAAGGAGGAGAAGGAACAGCUGGUUCACAUUUUGAUAAACGAACAGUUGGUGAUGAAACAAUGGCUGGUGAGACAGGAGUGAAAAGUGUACUUUCAGCAUUAACAUUAGCAUUCUUCACGGAUUCAGGGGGGAAAAGCAUAGAACCUUACUGUGAUGAAACGGGUUUUUUAACGUGCUAUCAUAAGAAGGCUUUUGGGAUUUGUGCUAUGGGAAAAUAUAAGGGUUUGUUACCACCAGAAGAGCAAUAUUUCAAAGGUAAUCCUAAUGUUGGAGGUACCAGUACAUUGACAGAUAGAUGCCCCACUGUUCAGCCAAUGGAGACAUUUUUCAAAGAACCUUUUAUGACCUACUGUGAUCAUCGUUUAAAUAUUCCAUUUGCACAAAGAGGAAAUAUGUUUGGUCAAGCUUUUGGGAAUAAAUCGAUAUGCAUUCCACACAUGGGAGCUUGGAGAGCUGAAAUGAAUGGAAAAUUAACACAAGAUCCUCGAGUUAAAGCAACUUGUCAUGACGUAAUUUUUUAA
Schistosoma guineensis is the source of this 1407-nucleotide messenger RNA. The record is from the annotation of a GenBank genome assembly. Lineage: Eukaryota; Metazoa; Platyhelminthes; Trematoda; Strigeidida; Schistosomatidae.